Oncorhynchus keta (chum salmon) is the source of this 1394-nucleotide messenger RNA. Its product is annotated as elongation of very long chain fatty acids protein 1-like. Gene Ontology annotation, cellular component: endoplasmic reticulum membrane; endoplasmic reticulum. Gene Ontology annotation, biological process: fatty acid elongation, saturated fatty acid; sphingolipid biosynthetic process; very long-chain fatty acid biosynthetic process. The transcript is spliced from 9 exons. The record is from RefSeq and is a predicted model, not a curated record. NCBI's taxonomy places the organism in Eukaryota, Metazoa, Chordata, Actinopteri, Salmoniformes, Salmonidae. Bases 444 to 1394 code for a protein of 316 amino acids. Gene Ontology annotation, molecular function: fatty acid elongase activity.
UGGCCUUGAGGGUUUAAAUCUGAGUUGAGUGAGUCAUAUAGCUGUCCUCAUCUCUCUCUUUCUGACUUAAUCUGCCCUGGUUUUAUGUGGCCUAUUUCUAGACCAUCAAACAUUUGAGGACUUCAAGGAAGAAACAAGCACUCUUUUCUUUUUUUUCUUCAGUUAUUCUCUCUUUGACUCUUCUGUUUUGCUGGGCCUGGAUCAUUGUGAGCUCAGUGGUUGUGACUCUCUUGUAUAUGUGCCUGAAGGACUGCUGAUUUGGGGAGAGUACUGAGGACAUCUCGGCAGCUUUACAGGAAUAUGACUGAACAUAAAUGGCAACACCUCCUACCAUUGGCAUUCCUGCCUCUUCUGAAGAUGUUGAAACCAUGUAUUGCUACCACUUGAUGAUACAUCAAAGUUUUUUUUGAUUGACUGAAUAAAGGAGAAAAGAGGCCAUCAAGAUGCUGCGAGAAGUGGGAUCCAAUAUUAUGGUGUUUUAUGAGUAUGUAUUGCAGAGAACGGACCACCGGUUGUUGCCCUACCCGUUGAUGCGGACCCCCUUCCAGAUGACCAGCAUCCUGAUGGGCUAUGUGUUCUUCUCGCUGUAUGCAGGGCCUCUGUUGAUGGCCAACCGCAAGCCAUAUAACCUCAAAACAGCCAUGAUCAUCUAUAACUUCAGCAUGGUGUCCCUAAACGCCUUCCUAGUCUAUGAGUUCUUGAUGUCAGGAUGGGGAACCACUUUUACCUGGAGAUGUGACCUGUGUGAUUACUCAAGCAACCCACAGGCUCUAAGGAUGGUUCAAGUGGCCUGGUGGUUUUUGUUCUCUAAAUUCACUGAGCUUCUGGACACCUUUUUCUUUGUGCUGCGUAAGAAACACAGCCAGAUCACAUUUCUACAUGUCUUCCAUCACUCCUUCAUGCCCUUCACGUGGUGGUGGGGAAUUACCAUUGCUCCUGCAGGGGGAAUGAGCUCGUUCCAUGCCAUGGUCAACUGCUGUGUCCACGUCAUCAUGUACACCUACUACGGCCUGUCCGCUGCCGGACCUCGCUUCCAAAAAUACCUCUGGUGGAAGAAGUACAUGACCGCAAUCCAGCUGAUCCAGUUUGUGCUGAUCUCACUUCACAUCUCUCAGUACUACUUCAUGGAGAAGUGUGACUUUCAGGUGCCCAUGUUCAUUCACCUGAUCUGGAUGUACGGCACCUUCUUCUUCCUACUAUUCUCCAACUUCUGGAUUCAGGCCUACGUGAAGGGGAAACGGCUGCCUACGGCAACUAUGGAGAAGCUAAAGCAGAAUGCCGUUAUUAACGGCGACGUUACAGUGGUCAUCAACAGCAAGCCGCUGGAGAAUAGCAACGGGACAGCACAUCGUGUCAACGGCCAUAACCAAAUAGGCAAAGUGAAGGAAGUCUAG